AUGACCGUCAGGGAAUGUUUUGGAAUGGAGAUGCAUUGCAAAGACUGUCUUCUUGAGUAUCACCAUCACCUCCCAUUACACAUCAUGGAGAUGUGGAAUAGCUCAUUUUUUGAACAGGUAUCUCUGAAAACACUUGGCUUGCGCAUCCAACUGGGCCACAAUCUACGUGAUCGCUAUCUAAAUCCACGACCAUCUUCUGGCGAUGACUUUGUUGUGAUAGAUGUUAAUGGUAUUCACGAAGUCGCACUAGAUUUUUGUGAGUGCCCCACUGCACAAAUUCGGUAUAAGCAACUUCUCCAGGCUCAUUGGUAUCCAGAAACCACUACCAAUCCAUGCACCACUGCAACUUUUGGUGUCCUAGAACAUUAUCAUCUGCUUUCAUUUGAGUCAAAAGUGUCUGCAUAUGAAUUUUACCACAGCUUAGCAUGGUGCAGCAACAAUACAGGCCUAAUACCAAUCAGGGAUCGUUAUGCACCGUUCAUGUGCAUGAUUCACGAAUGGAGGCACUUGCGGCAACUUCGGCGUGCAGGGAGGGGGCAUGAUCCCAGUGGUAUCAAUGCCACACAAAAGGGCGAGCUCGCUGUAUUGUGUCCUGCAUGUCCGCAGCCUGGGAGAAACUUACCAGAAGGAUGGGAGAAUGCUGGACCAGACUCAAGGUGGUGUUAUGCACUUUUCAUUGCCAUGGAUGCAAACUUCCAGCUCAAAAGGAAAGCCGUUUCAAGUGACCAAGUGGACCCUGGCUUGAAUGCUGGCUGGGCUUACUUUGUUGAAGAAAGGCAAUAUAAAUCACACUUGAAUGAUUGCAUGAUUCAGCGGCAAGAGCACAGUAGCUGUGUCAGUCACAAUGCCAUCAAUAUGGCAGACACGAAGUCUUUGCAUGGUUUAGCUGCUACUGGGGUAGGGACUUGUCUGAACGAUGUGGGUGACCUCCAGAAGGGGGAGAGGUAUAUCAACAUGGAUUACCUUGUCUUAUCUACCUUGGCGAGUUCAUCGGUACCAGUACUCAAUACAAUGCCGACACACCUCCACCUCCCCCAUGAAAACCUCGACAUUCAUUAUUUUGUCCCAAAGUUCCAUAUUGGUGCACACAUCAAAGAGUGUCAAAUCGCAUUCUCUUGGAACUUUGGCAAAUUUGUCGGACGGACAGAUGGUGAAGCACCAGAACAAGGCUGGGCGAACAUAAACCAAGUCGCUUCAAGCACAAAGGAGAUGGGCCCUGGCACACAGCGCGAUACAUUGGACAAUUAUUUUGGUGAUUGGAAUUGGAAGAAGAUUACUGUGCUUGGACGAACUCUCAAACAUAAAAUGGUGGAUGCUGUCAAGUGGAAGAGCAAACAUUGUCGUGCUCUAGAUAAGCUCAAGGCAACGAUUCAUCCAUGUUUGGUUGUGCAAUGGAAGGGCGAAUUUGAGACAUGGGAGGAAGAUAACACAAAGCCCAAUCCUUUUCAAACAAUCACACUGGCAGCUGUGUGUUUACAGCUAGCUGACUUGGAAGCUUCCAAGUUGCAGGUGGGGAUCAACCAUUCGCUCCAUUGCAACAUAUCACCCAGUAUUCUUAUCAGCACGGGAUUAGAUUUAGAAGAACAGCAACAAUGUCUUCGCUGUGACACUGCCAACCUUUCCCUGCACCCCACUGACAAGCAAAAAGAGACGCUAACACACCACACCAACACAUUACAACGCAAGAUAGACACUUGGGCUCGUGUCCAGGAGUUAUACAUGCCCAUUGUACCUACACUUUGUUCAUCAGCGACGAAUCCUGCUGCACAAGAUGCCCUAAAGCCGCAGGAUUUCCCUCUUUACCUGCCAUCUGCACUUGAUAAUGCCCUUGAAUGUGAUCAACAGCUCUGUGAGUAUGAGUGGGAAAUGCACUAUGCCCAAGCUCUGGAUGCCCUAAAUGAGGUCAGAUCCCAUCUACACCUGCGCUCACACAUGUACAAGUUCAAGGAGAAAAAUUUACGAGGCCAGGCUGCUUCCACACGCGCUCAGGCCCUCAUCGCACACGUUGAGGCACGAAAGGAUGCUAGUGUUAGCAAGUACCGACGUGCUUGUGCUGCACUCAUUGCACUCAACCGUAAACUGGAGAAAGUUGGCUGGGAAUUCACAAUCCGCCCACUCCAAAAUGAGGAUAUUCGACCCAUGGGCGAUUUUGCUGGUGGCCAUUCACAAGGAACGGGGAUGCUAUCAUGGAUCUGGGUAGCUCAUCGAGCUGAUAAUAGUUGCACCGAGAAUGACAGAGUUCAAGACUGUGUCCAUAUUGAGUGGUGCAAGGCCAGAGCAUGCGCAUCUUGUUGGUCAGAAGAAGUCAAAUUGUUGCUCGAAGAGAUGCGAAGAGCAUGGCAGUGCCGUGCAACACUACACCAACUUAUGAAGCGCCAAGAACAAGAAGGACUUGCAGCCUACACAUUUUGCCAAGCAGGUUUGCAUGCUGAUAUGAGAUUAUCUUUCCAAGGUAUGUGGAAUGAUGUGCCAAUACUUGUAGCAUCGACGUUAGAUGCUGUGGAUGAUACUAUUAGCAAAGGCAACGAUGAAACGGACGAGGCUCCUUCCCUCCAUGCUCCACCUAGUACACACAAUUGUUAG
Suillus discolor is the source of this 2583-nucleotide messenger RNA. RefSeq lists its product as uncharacterized. The transcript has 14 exons. Lineage: Eukaryota; Fungi; Basidiomycota; Agaricomycetes; Boletales; Suillaceae. The record is from RefSeq and is a predicted model, not a curated record. The coding region runs from base 1 to 2583 and encodes 860 amino acids.